UCCUGUUUCUGCACCCUUCGCGCCGCCGCAGCCUGCAAACCCUCAUCUCCCUCUCACCCGAGCGCCCCAACCCACGCCACCCCACACCUCAACCAGCCAUGGCGGAGCGCGGAGGCGAGCGCGGUGGGUUCGGCCGGGGCUUCGGUCGCGGAGGUCGCGGCGACCGCGGCGGUCGCGGUGACCGCGGUGGGCGGCGCGGGGGACGCCGCGGCCCGCGCCAGGAGGAGGAGAAGUGGGUCCCCGUCACCAAGCUCGGCCGCCUCGUGAAGGAGGGGAAGUUCAGCAAGAUCGAGGAGAUCUACCUCCACUCGCUGCCCGUCAAGGAGCACCAGAUCGUGGAGACCCUCGUCCCGGGGCUCAAGGACGAGGUCAUGAAGAUAACGCCCGUACAGAAGCAGACCCGCGCCGGGCAGCGCACGCGCUUCAAGGCCUUCGUUGUCGUCGGCGACAACAACGGCCACGUCGGGCUGGGGGUCAAGUGCGCCAAGGAGGUGGCCACCGCCAUCCGUGGCGCCAUCAUACUGGCCAAGCUCUCCGUCGUGCCUGUCAGGAGGGGAUACUGGGGAAACAAGAUCGGGCAGCCGCACACCGUGCCCUGCAAGGUCACUGGCAAGUGUGGGUCCGUCACGGUGCGCAUGGUGCCCGCGCCCAGGGGGUCGGGUAUCGUCGCCGCGCGCGUGCCUAAGAAGGUGCUGCAGUUCGCUGGCAUUGAGGAUGUCUUCACCUCGUCUCGUGGAUCCACCAAGACCCUGGGCAAUUUCGUCAAGGCAACCUUCGACUGCUUGGCGAAGACUUAUGGUUUCCUGACACCUGAGUUUUGGAGGGACACCAAGUUUGUUAAGACUCCAUUCCAGGAGUACACUGACCUCCUGGCAAAGUCUACUAAGGGUCUUAUGCUUGAUGCCCCUACAGAGACAGUAGAGGCUUAGGAUGUUUGAGGACUAAAGGGUUCUACUCUUUGGGAGAUGUCUAGUGCACUUUGCUCUAUUAUAGUGAAGAACUGGGUGCGAUUUUACUUUGUCUGGAUACCUCUAUUUCCUGUCAAGUUUUGGAUUAUGGUACUAUGUUAGUCCUUUUCCCCAUGAAUGCUACAUAAUUAUCUCAUGAUUAAUCUUUUCGUGAGAAGCUGGAAA
This is a messenger RNA of Phragmites australis (common reed), 1133 nucleotides long. Its product is annotated as small ribosomal subunit protein uS5x-like. Gene Ontology annotation, molecular function: structural constituent of ribosome; RNA binding. The record is from RefSeq and is a predicted model, not a curated record. NCBI's taxonomy places the organism in Eukaryota, Viridiplantae, Streptophyta, Magnoliopsida, Poales, Poaceae. The transcript is spliced from 2 exons. Gene Ontology annotation, cellular component: ribosome; cytosolic small ribosomal subunit. Gene Ontology annotation, biological process: translation. The coding region runs from base 99 to 929 and encodes 276 amino acids.